AUGGCCCCCGCCCCGUGGCGUAUCCCCGGUGAUGCGGAGGAAACCUGGACGAGGCAGCCCUGGAUCCGAGUUCCGCCUGGGGGCGCCAAGGCUGGGCAGAAUCGUGGUGCUCGGCUGUACACUGUGUGCUCUUGUGGCCACUGGGCUUGGAAUGACCUCCUGGCCAAGCGGCACAAUCUCUGCGUCGGGUGCCAGUCCCAGUGCCACCCGCUCAGCUCCUCUGUCGGCGGCGGCGGCCAGAUGCUUCUGUACACCAGUUCUGAGGAGUCUGGAUGGGGUGAGGGAGGCAGCAAGUCCAAGGGUCGCUGGCGCAAGGGUACCCAGGCGCAGCAGGUGCAGCAGGGCCCCUCUGAAGCCAUUCCUCCUCAAGCUCUCGCGGCUGUCAAGGAGGCUGCUUCGCACCUCGCCCCCGACCUGGCCCAGAAGUUGCUCGCUCAAUUCGUGCCCAAGCCUCCGCCCCAGCCCCGGGCGACACCUGAGGCCGAGUGGCAACGUGCAUCGCAGGCCAAGAAUGCGUCCAAGGAGAAGCUCGACAAGGCCCUGGCGCGCCGCGCGGCGCUGGACAAGGAGGUCAGUGACCUGGACAAGCACCUUGACGAGCUCAUGGCGAGGGAUCUGGAGAACGCUGACAUACUUGAGCAGGCCACUCGUAAGCUUGCCGUCGGAGUUCUCAAGCCUGCUGAGCCCAUUUCCAGCAAGAGCGUCAUUUCCCUCGACGCCCUUUUCAAGGACUCCGCUGAUGAGAUCAAGCUCGACUUUGGUGAAGAGCUGGACGUCUCGGAGCCAGCCUUCUCGGCCGAGGACCGCGAGGGAUUUGAAAAGGUCAAGCUUGAGCAGUCCCAGCAGGUCAAGACCCUCUUGCACGGAGCGCUCGCGAGCAUUAAAUCCCAGUACAAGACGCACCAGGAGGAAUACCAGAAGCGGAUGGGUGAGCUGCGUAAGAAACGCAAGACUACUGAUGGUGCAGUUGCAACAGGGGUCGCGGCUUCUCGAGGUGCGGGCAGCCAGAGCGCCGCUUCCUCUCAGGCGCCUGCGGCUGAUGCGCCGAAGGCUGUGCCCUUGGCUGCUGAGGCCCCUGCCGAGCCGACCGACAAGGAGAAGAGGAUCGAGAAGGCGCGCGCUGACACUCUCGCACGGGCUAAGGCUGCUGCUGCUCGGGCCAAGGUUGAGGCUCGUGAGUCGGGCUCCUAG
Messenger RNA from Prorocentrum cordatum, 1191 nucleotides. NCBI's taxonomy places the organism in Eukaryota, Dinophyceae, Prorocentrales, Prorocentraceae. The record is from the annotation of a GenBank genome assembly.